Molecule: messenger RNA, 960 nt
Organism: Podarcis muralis (Common wall lizard)
Lineage: Eukaryota; Metazoa; Chordata; Lepidosauria; Squamata; Lacertidae
Product: olfactory receptor 4K15-like
Biological process (GO): G protein-coupled receptor signaling pathway
Cellular component (GO): membrane
Molecular function (GO): olfactory receptor activity; G protein-coupled receptor activity
Source: RefSeq, a predicted model, not a curated record
AUGAUGUCAGCAAACCAGACAGUGGUGACCGAGUUUGCCCUGCUGGGCCUCUCUGAAACAUGGGAAGUCCAGCUCAUCUUAUUUGUUGUCUUCCUCCUUCUCUACAUUGGUACGCUCUUCAGCAACAUCCUCAUAUUCUCAGCAAUUUUCAGGGAUCAGCGCCUUUCAGAUUCACCCAUGUUCUUUCUGCUAGGUCAGCUGGCUUUCCAGGACCUCUGGCUGUCCUCCUUUGCCAUCCCAAGAUCCCUCUUUGAUUAUGUUGCCAAAUGCCAUGUCAUCUCCUUUGAUGGCUGCAUGGCACAAAUCUUCUUUGUCCAUGUCUUUACAGGCAGUGAGAUGCUCCUAUUGGUGGCCAUGGCCUAUGACCGCUACGUAGCCAUCUGUCAUCCUCUCCAUUAUAUUUCACUCAUGAGCCGGCAUCAUUGCAUUGGGCUUGUGCUUGCCUCCUGGGCUGGUGGGCUCCUCCAUGGCACUGUGCAACUGUGUUUCAUCAUUAAUGUGCCUUUCUGUGGGCCCAAUCAGGUGGACAGUUUCUUCUGUGACCUCCCUUUGGUCAUCAAGUUGGCCUGCACUGACACCUACCCCCUGGAGGUCAUGAUGGUCACCAACAGUGGCAUUUUAUCAUUGGUGUCUUUUGUUGGCCUGCUCAUCUCGUACGGAUUCAUCCUCUACACAAUCCGCUCCCGGGGUCCCUCUGAAGGGACCACCAAGGCUGCCUCCACAUGCACCUCUCACCUCAUUGUGGUCACCAUGUACUUUGGGCCCUGUUUGUUCAUUUACCUGCGUCCAUCUGCCCGGUUCAUGAUUGAUAAAGUUCUCUGCGUCUUCUACACCUGUGUCACCCCCUUGCUGAACCCAGCUAUCUAUGCUUUGAAGAACAAGGAGAUGAAAGCGGCCAUUGGAAGCCUGUUGGCCAGGCUUUCUGGGCAGGUUUCUGCACAGGGCCGUUCCCACCAUUAG